Messenger RNA from Bursaphelenchus xylophilus (pine wood nematode), 1356 nucleotides. NCBI's taxonomy places the organism in Eukaryota, Metazoa, Nematoda, Chromadorea, Rhabditida, Aphelenchoididae. The record is from the annotation of a GenBank genome assembly.
AUGCGCUUUCUCAGCCUUUCUCUAUUACUGGUGGUGGCCGCGUUGGCCAUUGAGAUUCCAAUCAGACGGGUUCAACGGAAGGAAAGCGGUUUUUCUUCAGGAAUUCCAAUUGAUCUUGACCCUGGUUCAAAAGCAUUUGUUGGCGUAGUGUCCAUUGGGAACCCCGGACAAGAUAUUAAUGUUGCUUUUGACACCAGCACUUCUGCCCUCUGGGUUCCUGAUGCUUCAUGUUCAUGUGGAGCUCAAUGUGGCGAUGGUAUGUAUAUACAUAUGAUCAUCAAAUAUCCUUUAGAAAAGCUGUGCCCUCACCUCUGUGCUUCUCACUGCUGCGCCAAGAAACUCAGCGACGAAAAGUCUUCCGGAUCAUGCUCAAACAAAAACGUCUUUGACCCGGAGCGAUCAAGGAGCUACGUGAAGGGUAAUUUCCAAAUUACAAAAGAUAUUUCUAACCUUGUGAUGUGAGCGUUUCUCAAACAACAUCAUUUUAUUUUAGGAACCGGCUCAUCCAACUUGACGUUCUUGGGCUCCACGAUUCAAGCCGCUCUUGGGCAUGACACCUUCCGCCUUGGCACUCACUAUCGUCCUGGCCCUACCGCCAACAAUGUUCAAUUUGGCGUUGUCAAGGAAUUCAGCAAGGCCUACCAACACGUUAACUACGACGGAGUCUUUGGUCUUGGCUUGGCCUCCAAGGAUGGAGUCCCCUCCCCCAUCAAGCAGCUGGCUGAUCAUGGAGUGAUCCCAUCUCCUUUGCUAUCCGUCUAUUUCUUGCCUCAAACUCCCAACAAUGUUGUUGACGGAGUUCUUACUGUCGGACAGUUGGACAGACAGCGUUGUCUUCCAGCCACCCGAUUCGUUAACGUCGAGAAGGAAGAAGGAUGGGUCUUGAGUGCCACCGCCUUCAACGUCACCGAUAACUAUGGAGUUAAAAACGAAUCUUGGCGGGUAUGAUGACAGCAUGUUUCAAGGACCUCGAUCUAUACUUUCACUGCAGUUCUAAUUUAUAGAUUUUAGGGAGUCUUUGACUUCGGAAGUGACUACUUCCAUAUGCCAAGAGUGGCGAUUGACUUGCUUCUCAAAUACAUCAACGGGAGACGUGACAGUGAAGGCCGUUUGCUCUUCUCUUGCGGUCGCGGUUUUUACUUUUACUUCAACGUUGGCGGUGAAACGAUUAAAGUAUUAGGCACGCCUCUGUCAACUCCAUACGCUGGGGGCAAUUGUCAAUUAAAGAUCAAGGAAACUGAUGCUAAGGACAAAUACGACUUCCGCUAUGGCCUUCCAUUUUUUACGCACUACUGUGCUGUUUUUGAUUACAACGGCCGACUGGCGUUGCCCAAGAAAAAAGGUGUAUUUAUUUGA